AUGGCUUCAGUGCCUCUGUUGCUGACAGUGUGUGUUGCUUUAGUGAAAUCUGCCUCCUAGCAAGAAAAGAAUAACAUAAUGCAUGUGAGAACAAAGAAUUUUGCUGAAAGGGCUAUUGCAAGACAUGAAGUCAGAGAAAUAGAACAACGUCAUACAGUAGAUGGUCCCCGACAAGAUGUGACAUUGGAUGAAGAAGAUGAUGUGGUGAUUAUUUACAACCGAGUACCCAAGACUGCCAGCACAUCCUUCACAAACAUUGCCUAUGAUCUUUGUGCGAAGAACAGAUAUCAUGUUCUACAUAUCAAUACAACCAAAAAUAAUCCUGUUAUGUCUCUGCAAGAUCAGGUCCGAUUUGUGAAAAAUGUGACUUCCUGGAAGGAAAUGAAGCCAGGAUUUUACCAUGGCCAUAUAUCUUACCUGGACUUUGCCAAAUUUGGUGUUAAAAAGAAACCAAUUUACAUAAAUGUCAUAAGAGAUCCUAUAGAACGACUAGUUUCUUAUUAUUACUUCCUGCGCUUUGGAGAUGAUUACAGACCAGGGCUGCGGAGGCGAAAACAGGGGGAUAAAAAGACCUUUGAUGAAUGUGUGGCAGCUGGAGGUUCCGACUGUGCUCCAGAGAAACUUUGGCUUCAAAUUCCGUUCUUCUGUGGCCACAGCUCCGAAUGCUGGAAUGUGGGAAGCAGAUGGGCUUUGGAACAAGCCAAAUACAAUCUAAUUAAUGAAUACUUCCUAGUGGGAGUUACUGAAGAGCUUGAAGACUUUAUCAUGUUAUUGGAGGCAGCUUUGCCCCGGUUCUUCAGGGGUGCCACGGAACUGUACCGGACAGGAAAGAAGUCUCAUCUUAGGAAAACAACUGAGAAAAAACUUCCCACAAAAGAAACUAUUGCCAAGCUACAACAGUCUGAAAUCUGGAAAAUGGAGAAUGAGUUCUAUGAAUUUGCACUGGAGCAAUUUCAGUUUGUCAGAGCACAUGCAGUUCGGGAAAAAGAUGGAGAAUUGUAUAUUCUGGCUCAAAACUUUUUCUAUGAAAAGAUUUACCCUAAAUCAAACUAAGAACUCCAUACUGUUAGAUUUAUGGACCUAAAUCUUUGGUCACAUCAUCAUCUUAGUCCUCAGCCAUGGAAACUAGAUUGCUUGUAGACCUCCAAGACAAUUCUUUAUAUGAGAAAAGUGAGCUGUGGAUCACAUCCAGGGCUUUGGAUAUGGCUGUGUUGGUAAUCCAGAAACAAAGGCUUCGUUUCUUUUACCUAACUAAUAUUUUCAGUUGGAGUCAAUAUCUUUAACCUGAAGAAAUCUACACUGUAAUUCGGAGCAAUUAAUACACAGCAGUUCUAUUUGAAAAUAUAAACAAACAAAAAAUGCUUCUGUUGAUGUUCUUUUUAAUUUUCAGAGCAAUUUAUUUUCAUUUAUACUUCUGUGAAGAGGAAAUCAUUUUCCCCAGCUUUCAACAUGGAAAUUUUGGUUGUAUACAAUAUGAGUAGUCUUAAUAACUGGUUGACAUCUGUGCUUUGUUUUUGUGAAUCACGUCACAUGAUAGUAAUUGGGAUGGUUAAUUAUGUUCUGCGGAGAAAUGCUGUGGCUGCUGGAAUUGCCCAUAUUUAUAUAUGUGGUUUUAUUAAAAAAUUACAACUACUCA
Molecule: messenger RNA, 1636 nt
Organism: Acanthisitta chloris (rifleman)
Lineage: Eukaryota; Metazoa; Chordata; Aves; Passeriformes; Acanthisittidae
Gene: HS2ST1
Product: heparan sulfate 2-O-sulfotransferase 1
Exons: 7
Cellular component (GO): membrane
Molecular function (GO): heparan sulfate 2-sulfotransferase activity
Source: RefSeq, a predicted model, not a curated record